AUGACUUCAGUGUCGUCCAGACAAGUCUUAUCCUUAUAUAAGCGUAUGCUUGAGAAGGCAACCAAGUUUGACAACUAUAACUUUAGAGAAUAUUCAAAAAGGAGGAUCAGACAUGGGUUUAAACAAUCCAAGAACGAAUCAGAUCCAGCAAAGAUCUUAACCUUAUACAACAGUGCUGUCAAUGAUCUUGGGCUUUUGGAGAGACAGACAGCCAUUUCACAAAUGUAUACGUUUGAAAAGUUGGUAGUUGAACCAUUAAAGAAGCAUGUUCGUCAUGCGUAA
Molecule: messenger RNA, 282 nt
Organism: Lizanozyma spartinae
Lineage: Eukaryota; Fungi; Ascomycota; Pichiomycetes; Serinales; Debaryomycetaceae
Exons: 1
Coding region: 1-282 (93 amino acids)
Biological process (GO): iron-sulfur cluster assembly
Cellular component (GO): L-cysteine desulfurase complex; mitochondrion
Source: RefSeq, a predicted model, not a curated record